Panonychus citri (citrus red mite) is the source of this 1993-nucleotide messenger RNA. It is a transcript of the gene Aps, whose product is annotated as diphosphoinositol polyphosphate phosphohydrolase 1-like. The record is from RefSeq and is a predicted model, not a curated record. The coding region runs from base 1102 to 1593 and encodes 163 amino acids. Lineage: Eukaryota; Metazoa; Arthropoda; Arachnida; Trombidiformes; Tetranychidae. Gene Ontology annotation, biological process: diadenosine pentaphosphate catabolic process; diphosphoinositol polyphosphate metabolic process; adenosine 5'-(hexahydrogen pentaphosphate) catabolic process. Gene Ontology annotation, molecular function: bis(5'-adenosyl)-hexaphosphatase activity; diphosphoinositol-polyphosphate diphosphatase activity; endopolyphosphatase activity. Gene Ontology annotation, cellular component: nucleus; cytoplasm. The transcript has 4 exons.
CUUUUUUCGAGAUUGAAACUUCUCUUUUUUCUCCCUCUUCCCGCAGUCUCUUUCCAUCAUCAUAUCAUUCUCAUUCGUUACUAGACCAAAGAGAGAAAGACGAACAUAUGAAAUGUACAUUCGUAUCUUUAGAAUUGAUUAUUUUCUGUUAUCAUGGUGCCCUUGGUGUAGAUGAAAAAAUUCAAUUCCAUCGCCUCAGUAAUCACGAAGAAGAACAAGUCUAUUCGAAUACUGUACUUAUAAUUGAUCAUUCGAAAGAGAAAAAAAAUUCUUUUGUAAUCAGAGGCUUUCCACCGAUGUAACUCACUGAAUAUUCACCAUGAAAACCUUGUCAGUGUAUUAACUGUUCUUCUAUUCAGUCUCAUCAUCAUCAUAUCUUCAUCUUCUCUCUUUCUCUCUCAGAUUAGUUGAUAUUCAUUUCUAUCCUUGUUUGACUUUCUCUCUCUCUCUCACUCCCAUUCGAGAUGUUUAUUUACAAUUUGGAUCCAUUAUCUGGUUACCCCUUUAGUUACCAAGGUGAAAGAAAAUUCAUCCAUUGUUUCAUCAUAUAAAUCGUUAUAAUCGCCGGUGUUUGUUUAUCCAAUUUACCUGAAGAGAUUUGGUCGACCUGUGAUACUAUUCAUGAUCCAUGAUACAUGGUGACUGUGAUUGAUUAUUGAAUGUUACCUUAGUCUCUUCUGCUCAUUAACCAGAAUCAAAAAAUGUCAAUAUUUCUCUCUGUUGACAUCACUCACUACACUCAAUUCGAGUCAUCAUUAGUUGAUUUUUCUCGGUGAAACUUGAUUCAUUUUACCUUCAGUUCUGAAAAUGAUUUACUGAUUUUCUCAGGUUUUUUUCCUCUGUCUGGUCAUCUCUUGGUCAUCUUUCUACUCUAUUGGUUAUGUGGGUUAAUGAAAACAACAUUUAGACUAAUCAACAUUCUUAAUCAUCUGUGAGCUUAAUCAUCUUAUAUAUAUUUGUUUCUCCCGCUAUUCAGCAUCUUAAUCUUCAUCAAUUGAAACAAUUUUCUAAUGUCAAUUGUGAUUUUGUUGUGUAAUCAAAACAACUAAUAUUUGUUUUCUCUUUACUGUCAAAAAGCUGAUACUCUUUAAAUCAUUUUCUAUGAACAAUAUUGACAAUCAAUUGGAAGGGUCAAGCUACUCAAUGGUCAGGGAGAAAGAACCACAGACCAGAAUUUACGAUAAUGAAGGUUACAGGAGAAGAGCUUCUUGUCUUUGUGUAAGAGAUGAACUUGAAAAUGAGGUUCUUUUGGUUUCGAGUAGCAGUUCUCGAGGUCGAUGGGUUGUUCCUGGCGGUGGACUUGAACCUCAUGAAGAUUCACGAGAAGCCGCAAUUCGUGAGGUCAUUGAAGAGGCUGGAGUCAAAGGCCAUAUAAUUAGACCUCUGGGAACCUUUCAGAAUAACGAGAGAAAACAUCGAACUGACGUUUUUAUACUGGUUGUCACUCAAGAACUUUCUGAAUGGGAAGAUGCCAUAAAAAUCGGUCGUGGACGAAAAUGGUUCACCUUGAAUGAAGCUAUCGACGUUUUAUCAGAACACAAACCAAUCGAAUGUGAUUAUAUCAGAUUGUUGAUUAAAAAUAAGACAAAUUAACUCAUCAGGAAACUUGAAAUUAUUGUGAUGACAAUUUAGUCCUGGAAAGACAACAAUCAUGAUUGUGGUUUUAAAUAAUCUCAUUUAAUCAACUGGUCGGUUGUAACUAUUGCUUGACCAUUAAUCAUGACCUUUUAUCACUAAAUCCAUUGAAAGUUUACUGAUUGUUGACAAAAUGUUGUCACUAUUUUGAUGAUUAACUUUCAAUGAUAAUCAAAAAUAUUGUUAAAUUUUCAAUACUUUCAACCAAACUAAUUAAUAUUUUUAUCAAUGAUUACAAUGAGAGUAAUCAUAUUGAUUAGUUUAAUUGGUUGUAAUGAUUAUUACCUUAGUUACCUGUUGAUUGUUGAUAUUACAACUUUUUAAAUAUUAAUAAAAUUAAUCAUUCCCCCCUCCCCAA